This is a messenger RNA of Micropterus dolomieu (smallmouth bass), 5821 nucleotides long. RefSeq names its product HECT domain and ankyrin repeat containing E3 ubiquitin protein ligase 1 (gene hace1). Gene Ontology annotation, cellular component: nucleus. The record is from RefSeq and is a predicted model, not a curated record. The transcript has 24 exons. The coding region runs from base 81 to 2777 and encodes 898 amino acids. NCBI's taxonomy places the organism in Eukaryota, Metazoa, Chordata, Actinopteri, Centrarchiformes, Centrarchidae. Gene Ontology annotation, molecular function: ubiquitin-protein transferase activity; protein binding. Gene Ontology annotation, biological process: protein polyubiquitination; positive regulation of protein catabolic process; proteasome-mediated ubiquitin-dependent protein catabolic process.
CCCAGGAGCGACACAACCGCAUACGGAACAAAUAAACCAGGCUUUGCUGCCUCGGUUCAUCCCUGUGGACCCGCGCACCUAUGAUGGAACGGGCGAUGGAGCAGCUCAACGUACAGCUCAGCCGGCUGACCCGUUCCCUCCGCCGCGCCAGGACCGUGGAACUCCCGGAAGACAAUGAGACUGCAGUCUACACACUUAUGCCAAUGGUCAUGGCGGACCAGCACAGGUCCGUGUCAGAGUUGCUGCUCAACUCCAAGUUUGAUGUGAACUAUGCCUUUGGACGGGUGAAGAGAAGUUUGCUGCACAUUGCUGCCAACUGCGGGUCAGUUGAGUGUCUGGUUCUGCUGCUGAAGAGAGGAGCCAACCCAAACUACCAGGACAUUUCAGGCUGUACCCCUCUGCACCUUGCUGCCAGGAAUGGGCAGAAGAAGUGUAUGGGCAAACUAUUGGAAUAUAAUGCUGAUGUCAACAUCUGCAACAAUGAGGGACUGACUGCUAUCCACUGGUUGGCAGUGAAUGGGCGGACGGAGCUCCUCCAUGAUCUGGUCCAGCAUGUGUCCAACGUGGAUGUGGAGGAUGCCAUGGGUCAGACAGCUCUACAUGUAGCCUGUCAGAAUGGACACAAAACUACGGUGUUGUGUCUUCUGGACAGUGGAGCUGACAUCAACCGGCCAAACGUCUCCGGAGCCACGCCUCUUUACUUUGCCUGCAGCCAUGGCCAAAGAGACACAGCACAGAUUCUGCUCUCUCGGGGUGCCAAAUACCUUGCUGACAGGAAUGGAGUCACUCCUUUGGAUCUCUGUGUCCAGGGUGGAUAUGGGGAAACCUCUGAGAUCCUCAUCCAGCAUCACAGCAGACUGUUCCAGACUCUAAUCCAGAUGACACAGAAUGAAGAUAUUAAAGAGAACAUGCUCAGGCAGGUCCUGGAGCAUGUUUCUCAGCAGAGUGACAGUCAUUAUCAGAGGAUCUUGACCAGUCUUGCUGAAGUGGCUACGACCAAUGGACACAAGCUUCUUAGCCUGUCCAGCAGUUAUGAAGCUCAGAUGAAGAGUCUGCUGAGAAUCGUUCGUAUUUUCUGCCAUGUCUUCCGCCUGGGGCCUUCAUCACCCAACAACGGUGACAUGGGCUACAAUGGCAACAAGACGCCCCGCAGCCAGGUCUUUAAGCCAUUGGAGCUGCUGUGGCACUCCCUGGAUGAGUGGCUGGUGCUCAUCUCCAAAGAGCUGGACAGGAACAGGAAGAACCCAGGUUCCUCCUCAAGCAGCGAAAUAGCCUCUCUGCUCCUCAAACAGUGCGAAGUUGACCACUCCGGCUCCACGCCAAAGCUCCCCUCCUUGCUGGACCCUCAGAUCGUCAUGGAAACAGACGGAGAGGACGUCAUCUCUAUGACAGCCAAUCGUCUCAGUGCUGUGAUCCAGGCCUUCUAUAUGUGCUGCUCCUGUCAGAUGCCAAAAGGAAUGACAUCCCCUCGCUUCAUUGAAUUUGUCUGCAAGCAUGACGAGGUGCUCAAGUGUUUUGUAACCAGGAAUCCAAAGAUCAUAUUUAACCACUUCCACUUCCUCUUGGAGUGUCCAGAGUUGAUGUCACGCUUCAUGCAUAUCAUUAAGGGCCAGCCCUUCAAGGAUCGCUGUGAGUGGUUCUAUGAGCAUCUGUUGGCCAGCCAGCCAGACUCAGACAUGGUUCAUCGUCCAGUCAAUGAGAACGACAUCUUGCUCAUCCACAGAGACUCCAUAUUCAGGAGUAGCUGUGAGAUGGUUUCCAAGUCCACCAAUGAGAAACUCAAACAGGGCAUCGCUGUUCGCUUCCAUGGCGAGGAGGGGAUGGGCCAGGGUGUAGUUCGGGAGUGGUUUGACAUCCUGUCCAAUGAGAUAAUCAACCCAGACUAUGCUCUGUUCACUCAGUCAGCUGAUGGCACCACUUUUCAGCCCAACAGUAACUCCUCUGUGAAUCCAGACCACCUGAACUACUUCCGGUUCGCAGGUCAGAUCCUGGGUCUGGCUCUGUACCACCGACAGCUGGUCAACAUCUACUUCACUCGCUCCUUCUACAAACACAUACUGGGUAUCCCAGUAAACUACCAGGACGUGUCCUCCAUUGAUCCAGAGUAUGCAAAAAAUCUGCAGUGGAUCCUGGACAACGACAUCAGUGAUCUGGGUCUGGAGCUCACCUUCUCUGUAGAGACUGACGUGUUCGGGGCGAUGGAGGAAGUGCCGCUCAAACCCGGAGGGACCAGCAUCCUGGUCACCCAAGACAACAAGGCCGAGUACGUCCAGCUUGUGACGGAGCUGAGGAUGACACGAGCCAUCCAGCCUCAGAUAAAUGCCUUUCUGCAAGGAUUCCACACCUUCAUCCCCCCCUCGCUCAUCCAGCUUUUUGACGAAUAUGAAUUGGAGCUCCUGCUUUCAGGGAUGCCAGAGAUCGAUGUGCAGGAUUGGUGCAGGAACACUGAGUAUACCAGUGGUUACGACCCUCAGGAGUCCGUCAUCCAGUGGUUCUGGGAGGUGGUGAAGAGUCUGACCCAGGAGGAACGGGUUCUCCUACUUCAGUUUGUCACUGGAAGUUCCAGGGUUCCUCACGGUGGCUUUGCCUACCUGAUGGGUGGCAGCGGUUUACAGAAGUUCACGAUUGCUGCAGUGCCAUACACCUCCAACCUUCUGCCUACCUCUAGUACCUGUAUCAACAUGCUGAAACUCCCAGAAUACCCAAGCCAGGACGUCCUGAGAGACCGUCUGCUGGUAGCACUGCAUUGUGGGAGCUACGGGUACACCAUGGCGUAAACAUCAUAUCAGUUCCUGCUGCUGUGAGGGUCUGCAGACUCAUGCAACACCCCCUCCUCCUCGUGUUGUAGUUAGGCGCUGCUUUUGUUGGACAAAGAAGGGAAAUCUAGAUUCUUCUUAAUGAGAUGCUGGAGAGGCACGACAGGUUCUGGAUGUCCAUUUAUACCUGUGCUAGAAAUUGUAGCUGGUACCUAGUAAAUUAUGCAAAUAAUGAUUUCAUAUCUUUAAAUUUGACAGUUUUCAUGCAUUUAUGUAAGAAAAACCAGCAUUCACAUGAAUCCUCUAGUUAAAACGCAGGAUAAUAAUCACAAUAAAACAUAUUCACGUAAGUUUGCUGAAUGUCAAAUAUCAGUUCUGUUUACGGAGCUUUCCGUAAGGAACCAGUGAAGAGUUGAUCGGUUUCACAUAUGCAAUCAAUGAAAUUGCAUGACAUCCAUAUCCCAGGUUCACAUACCAGAAAACUGGUAUAAUAGAACAAAUCUAAACUUUGUUUUUGUCUCAGUUUACAUUUUAACAAUUUUACCAGUCGUUACGGUCUUAGGGCUCAGAAGCUCUAGUCUGAAUUACCAAAACCACUUGCUGUCAGGAUCCACAAGGGUAUCAACCAUUAGUGACUUAAGCCGUCUCUUUCCAACAUUCAAAACUAGUUAGUAGUAGAAGUUACUUAGCCUAGCUUGCUAAAUUUAGCACUGAUUCCCAUUGCACUUUUUUCAUCAAGUUAUUUUGAACCACACUCACUGUGGUGUCAAUCUACUGUUGGCUGUCUGUUUUUCAUCGUUUCAAGAUGUGGUGAUGACAAAUGACCUGGGGUCUCAUUCAUAAAACUGUGCAUAGAAAUCUCACUAAAAGUGUACGUGCGGCCAAAAGCCAAAAAUGGCGUUCGUCAAAAACUAUUCAGACUUGUAAAACCGUGCGUACGCACACUUGUAAGCAAGUUCCCUUUAUGAAUCACAAUCAACUUGAAAUGUGAGGGAGCUCCAUGUCCGACCCUUCAAACGCCCAUAGUUGCCUAUAAAUGGUCAGUGAAACGCCGCUCAUUAAUAUUAAUACGUCCUGACUGCAGGAAGAAAAGGAGGCAAAUUCUGACAGAGAAGUUACAAAACGAAAUUUAACACAAUGUGACGCCGAUGUUCCUUUUGGUGAAGCUGAAGUUGUUUGGUGGGUAAAAAAACGCACUUUCACGCAACGCUUAUGCACCGAAGGAAAGAGGGCACCGGAGCUCCACCCCUUUAUAACCGAUCUGCAGGAAAGGGCCUCCCUCCCUCCUAGAGACGUCACUGGCUGGAGGGGGGGACACAGACGGGAUGAGCCAGGUACUAAUCUGGAUUCCCCCCCGUUUGACAAGAGAUUAAACCAAAUGCAUUCCGCUUGUGUUUAAACAUUUAUUUAGGCUCCACAAACAGUCCACUCACUUAAAGAGGCUGCUGAUGAGUUAAAAGAAAACUAACUUUUAAUACAAUAGUGUUAUAUUUUCCAUAAUGUGUUUUUACAAGCGGCGCAUCACAUCCACACGCUGGCGCACGGCGUUUGGCUCGAUAAGGCAACAUGUGAUAAUAUGAAACUUUGCACUCCUAUUUGCUUGACUGACGCGCUGAAAAUAAUUUAAAUGUAACUUUUCCUCCUGCUCACCUUAUUUCUGAGAAUGAAUUGCACUGCAUGCAAGUAUCAAUUAAUAUGAUUCCUGAUUAAACUGUCCAACAUAUUUGAGGCUCUUUUGCAGAAACAGAAUCUCAGUUUGUGUUUAUGAUCCUAAAUCUGGAUCUUUUUGCUGCAAAUGAUCUUAAAUUAUGUGGGGUUUUUGCAGACUUCAGGGAGAAUCAAUCAAACGGCUGUUUGUUUAUUCAGCUUUAAGCCUACAAUACUCAGAGGUAAUAUUUUGAUUUAUUUCACACAACAACAGUAGGCCUCUUCAUUUCAGUUUCAUCCUUCUGCCAUGUGAGUCACCAUUUCUCUUUUCUCUUUAAGUGCGUACGCAUGGUUCAGAGUUUACUUACACAUUCUCCUGUUAAGUUUGUUUUUUAUAGAUCACAACCGUUGCUUGAGAAGUGGCGUCCGCACGUUUCAGCCCUGUUUUGUACGUACGCACCGUUUAUAAACGAGACCCCUGAGCAGUUACUCUGGGAGAGCAAAUCUGGCUGUUGGGCUGCUGGAGUUGAAGUGAAAACUAUUUUUUGUGCCCUCGCUGGGCUACAAAUGGACACACUGUGUGAUUUAUGCUAAAUGGUUAGAUAUAGACGGUGAAUACCAAAAUGAGGAGUGCCAUCACUACCGGAAAAUAGGUAAAAUUAUAUAUUUUUCUUCGGGGUCAGUACAGUUUUGACCAAAUAAGUACACGCCAAGGACAAACAUUUAUUCAUUUAUUAGCAGAAAUCAGUUUUAAUGUGUAAGAAUAUCUAAGACUGGACUUCUAGCUGUGAUGAAGUGUUGGCAGUAUCUCUACUGCCAACACUUCAUAAUUUCUUCUACCUGCAGACUAAAUACAUUGAUUUUUUUCCCCUUUGUCUACAUAGCUGCAUGAACACGCCCCUCCAUCCCUGUAGCAUAAAAUGCAUGUGUCAUGUGGUUCACUAUGUAAAAUUCUGCGUCUUUUUCUGCUGUCGUCUAUAUUUGUGCUUCAUGAAUGAACGGCAAUCUAGUUUAUAACCUUUUUGUUCGUAUUUGUAGACUUUUACAGUGAGCAAUACAAGAUUAUCUACGUGACAAAUGUUCGGCUCGCAGUGCCAAAAAAAGACAAAGCAGGAAUCCUUUUAAAUACAUUUUUUAUUAUUAUUAUUAUUACUUUAUCUACACAAGCAUGCUGACAAUGUGUUUUUAUUGUAAAAGGGAUGGAAGUUUUCCUUCUUUCCUUUUAUAAAAGGAGUGUAUAUACAGUAAUUGAUUCAAUAUUUCAUAUUCAGAAUGCCUCGCCUGAAAUGCUUUUUGUAAACUGUUGGUAAUGUUUAUUGAAAAAAAAAAAUGGAACUGUCUUCAGUAUCAAAUUAUGUAUUUUACCAUAAAUAUGUUGUGUUUUGAGAUUUUAUUCAAUAAAAAUUGUUUUGACCAUG